CCCCCGUGCCGUGUAGAGGCGAAUGCGGCGCUGCAAGGAGGCAGACCCCGAGACUUCAGCCCCCCUGUUGAACACUAAAAUAACACUUAUUUCGUCCCUUACCAGCGUCUUCUGAGGAUUAACAUUCAGCGCUGACUCUGUAGGAUGCAGAGACCAUCUGGUUGGUAGAUGCCUGCAGGCUGUCAAUGUGUGGUGUUCCUGGAGACUGUCUUUAAGGAGAAGUGUUUGGGGUGAGCCGCUGACCGCCCUGCGAGCCGGACCCGGCGUCCUAUCUCUGAUCUCCUGCCAAGGAGACAGCAGUUGCUGCACACUCUACACCUGACCCCCAUCCCCACCCCGUCCUGUCUCGUCCCUGCUGCCAACAUGGUGCUGUCACAGAGGCAACGUGACGAGCUAAACCGAGCGAUAGCUGAUUACCUUCGUUCCAAUGGAUAUGAAGAGGCAUAUUCAGUUUUCAAAAAGGAGGCGGAAUUAGACAUGAAUGAAGAAUUGGAUAAGAAAUAUGCAGGUCUCUUGGAAAAGAAAUGGACUUCAGUCAUCAGAUUACAGAAAAAGGUGAUGGAGUUAGAAUCAAAACUGAAUGAAGCAAAAGAGGAGAUUAAUAUAGGUGGGCCAAUUGGACAGAAGCGAGACCCCAAAGAAUGGAUCCCCCGUCCUCCUGAGAAAUACGCUCUGAGCGGCCACAGGAGUCCCGUCACCAGAGUCAUUUUCCAUCCUGUUUUCAGCGUCAUAGUUUCUGCCUCAGAGGACGCAACAAUAAAGGUAUGGGAUCAUGAAACUGGAGAUUUUGAAAGGACCCUCAAGGGCCACACAGACUCUGUGCAGGACAUUUCCUUUGACCACACUGGAAAGCUGCUAGCCUCCUGUUCAGCGGAUAUGACCAUCAAGCUCUGGGACUUCCAGGGCUUCGAGUGUAUCAGGACCAUGCACGGGCACGACCAUAAUGUUUCAUCUGUAGCUAUUAUGCCCAAUGGAGAUCACAUAGUUUCUGCCUCAAGGGAUAAAACCAUUAAAAUGUGGGAGGUUGCGACUGGGUACUGUGUUAAGACAUUCACCGGACACAGAGAGUGGGUCCGCAUGGUGCGGCCUAACCAGGACGGAACCCUGAUUGCCAGUAGUUCUAAUGACCAGACGGUGCGUGUUUGGGUGGUGGCCACAAAAGAAUGUAAGGCGGAGCUGCGUGAGCAUGAGCAUGUGGUGGAGUGCAUUUCUUGGGCCCCUGAAAGUGCCCAUCCCACCAUCCUGGAGGCCACUGGCUCAGAGACCAAGAAGAGCGGGAAACCUGGUCCUUUCCUUUUGUCUGGUUCCAGAGAUAAGACUAUCAAGAUGUGGGAUGUGAGCAUUGGCAUGUGCCUUAUGACACUGGUUGGCCAUGAUAACUGGGUGCGUGGGGUGCUUGUGCACCCUGGAGGAAAGUACAUUGUGAGCUGUGCUGAUGACAAGACUUUGAGGAUCUGGGACUACAAAAACAAGCGCUGCACGAAGACCUUGAGUGCCCACGAACAUUUUGUUACCUCUCUGGAUUUCCACAAGACCGCGCCGUACGUCGUCACCGGGAGCGUAGAUCAAACAGUAAAAGUGUGGGAAUGUCGCUGAUCAUACCCGCCAGGACCCUUCACAACACAACCAUGCUCCCCUCCACCCCCCUGGACCCAUUCCACUUCCCCCUCAGCUUCCUCCUGCUCUUCUGGAUGCACUCGAACACCACGGUCAUCACCCACGAGCUCCGGUUCAAUAACGUGUCCUUUUAUGUAAAUUAUUCUGGAUGUAGAUCGAGCUAUUAAAUGAAAAAAAAAAAAAGUAUUCUUGCAUGGUGAAUCCAAAACUGUAUACUGUAAAUUUACAUAAUGUUGUCUAGAAGUACCAUAGGUUUAACACGGGCUGAUCUUUCAAUCAGCCUGACCUACCGAAGGCAGAAGCUGAUUGGGUUAAAUGUAGGGCACUAAACUGAUAAUUUAAUGACAGUGUCUGAUUUAUAUUUGUUUAUUUUAUUUAGUUUAUUUUGUUUUUGUUUUCCACUGUCUUAGUCUGUUUGUGCCUAGUUUGGAGACCUUUCAAGGGGCAAAGGCUACAGAAGGAAUCUAUAAAUGCUGAGGUGGAGAGUUGAUCUGGGGCUUGUUAUCGGAGUUAUUCUGUAGCUUUGUUACAUCACUUCUGGAGUGUACUUAUACCAUUCUCUUCUCUUGUGGAUUUAGAUAACAUUUAACGGUUGCAUCUAAGAACGUUUUCAUGUGUUUUGUCUGGAGACCUUUGGGAAUAAAUCUUUGUACGCUUGUCAUGACACGUCCUACUGAGAAGUACAAUCCCAGAGACAUGACUUUACACUGUAAGAGAGAAUCCUGCUUAAUUCUAGGAGUGAAUUUGUACAAAAAAAGCAUUGUUGCAUAUAGAGGGCAGCAAGAGUUUUAUGUUUCUUUUUUUCCCGCCCCGAAUCGAAGAUAGCUUUAGUAACGAUUUUGGUCACUCAGGAGCACUUCAAACUUAAACAUUGCCUCUACAAAGCACUUGAAUUGGCCAUCAGAGUUUGCAUUCAGAUGAAGACGUCCUGAUUCUUCCUUUCGAUGCUUAAUAAUCUCCUUGCCUCUAUGGCAGUUGUGCUGAGACUAAGAAAUCGCAAGCCUCAGUUUGGACCCAAGGUGUAAAGCAUGACAAGGGCUCAAAGUUUCCCCUUAUCAAGGGGGAUGUGCAAAAAUCCUAUAAGAAUGGAUGCAAAGAUUUCUAUGGUGACACAAAAAAUGAUCGGGGUUACUGUGGGAAGCUCAAUCUACAAGUCUCGAAGCUACAAACUUAACCAUCUGCCUGUUCUCUCUCUGUGGAGUGUGAAUCCUGUUGUAAAGGGAUCUUCAUACUGUGGCCGAAUAUCCCUAAUAUAACCACAGGUGCUCAAGCCAUUACUUAAGUGUGACGAGUGGCACACACUCUGCUAUAUCUGUUAAUAAAUGUACAAAUGAUUACACAAUGGGAAAUGAUUUGAUAAAGUCCCAAACAUGGAGAUAAACCAUUCCAUAUCUUUUAAGGAAGAAGAAGAAAAAAUGCCUUUUGACUUUGUGCGAAGACAAAAGAAAUUCAAUUAACUUGCACAUCCCUGCUAUUGUUGGAUCUUCGGUCCGGUCGGACUGAGGGUUUACCCAAUUUAAGGCUUUUGAACAGAUAUCAUUUUAAUUAGCCUUUUCAUUCCAAUGCAAUUAUAUAAUAAAGAAUUCACUGCUUAA
This is a messenger RNA of Danio aesculapii, 3212 nucleotides long. It is a transcript of the gene pafah1b1a, whose product is annotated as platelet-activating factor acetylhydrolase 1b, regulatory subunit 1a. Bases 364 to 1596 code for a protein of 410 amino acids. The record is from RefSeq and is a predicted model, not a curated record. The transcript has 11 exons. Gene Ontology annotation, biological process: endoplasmic reticulum to Golgi vesicle-mediated transport; intracellular protein transport; retrograde vesicle-mediated transport, Golgi to endoplasmic reticulum. Gene Ontology annotation, cellular component: COPI vesicle coat. Lineage: Eukaryota; Metazoa; Chordata; Actinopteri; Cypriniformes; Danionidae. Gene Ontology annotation, molecular function: protein binding.